Molecule: messenger RNA, 7762 nt
Organism: Phyllostomus discolor (pale spear-nosed bat)
Lineage: Eukaryota; Metazoa; Chordata; Mammalia; Chiroptera; Phyllostomidae
Gene: LCORL
Product: ligand dependent nuclear receptor corepressor like
Exons: 8
Coding region: 206-5818 (1870 amino acids)
Biological process (GO): regulation of transcription by RNA polymerase II
Cellular component (GO): nucleus
Molecular function (GO): DNA binding
Source: RefSeq, a predicted model, not a curated record
GCUUCCUUCUCCUCGCGCUCCCUCCCCGCCUCUCCCAGAGGGAGCGGUUGGGAGGGGGAGGGCAGGGCCGAGGGAAGGUAGUGACACGUGUCAAUCAACCCCCCUCCGGGGGGCGCGCGCUCCGGGGCUCGCGCCGAGGGCUCGCGCCCCUGCCUCGUGCCUGCGCCGCUCGUAUGUAAAUGAGGGCGCGUGACGCGGGACGCAGAUGGACAAGGGAAGAGAGAGAAUGGCCGCUGCCGCCGCCGCUGCUGCCGCCGCCGCCGCUCAGUGCCGGAGCCCUCGGUGCGCGGCGGAGAGGAGAGGAUUCCGGCGGGAACUCGACUCCUGGCGCCACCGCCUCAUGCACUGUGUAGGUUUUGAGAGUAUUUUAGAAGGGCUUUAUGGACCACGGCUACGAAGAGACCUCAGUUUAUUUGAAGACUGUGAACCAGAAGAACUGACUGACUGGUCUAUGGAUGAAAAAUGUUCAUUUUGUAACCUACAGAGAGAAGCAGUCAGUGAUUGUAUGCCAUCUCUUGAUUCUUCACAGUCAACACCGACGGAGGAACUGUCAUCUCAGGGCCAGUCCAACACUGAAAAGAUUGAAUGCCAAGCAGAAAAUUACCUAAAUGCACUCUUUCGAAAGAAAGAUCUUCCUCAGAACUGUGAUCCUAACAUUCCCCUAGUUGCUCAGGAAUUAAUGAAAAAGAUGAUACGUCAGUUUGCAAUUGAGUAUAUUUCAAAAAGUGGUAAAAUUCAAGAAAACAGAAAUGGUUCAAUUGGACCAAGUCUAAUAUAUAAAAGUAUCCAAAUGAAUCAAGCAGAAAACUCCCUUCAGGAAGAGCAGGAAGGCCCCUUAGACCUCACUGUGAAUCGAAUGCAAGAACAAAAUACUCAGCAAGGGGAUGGAGUGUUAGAUCUCUCUACAAAGAAAACCAGCAUAAAAUCUGAAGAGUCAUCCAUAUGUGAUCCUACUUCUGAAAAUUCAAUGGCUGGUUCAACUGUUGAUGCAAAAUCAGAGGAAGCUACUAAAAUGGAAAAAGGAAAAUCAGCAUUAAGCAAAGUUUUGGAAUCUUUGUGCAUACAUCACCAGCAACAAGUUUUGGCUAUGUUGAAAUUUCUAGUCCAAGAGCAGAAUGCUGCUUCUCUUUGCUGUUGUAAUACAUCAUAUACUGUGUCUUCAGAAUCUCAAAAGUCCCUAAUUGAAGAUGAUUUACAUGGUCUAUUCUGUAAUUGUGAAUAUAGGCUGGCAGAAAGAGGGUGUUUACAAAAUGAAAGACAAAGCCCUGGUUUUGUGCCUCUGCCAGUCUGUAUUAAAGAUUUACAUUGUUUGUCGUGCCAAACUGUAACUAUUGAACACAUUAAGACAGUAGUGAAUAGAGGAAUUGCAAACAGUUAUACUUCUCACAGGUGCUGUUCUGGACUGUUGCCAAACACUCACUCUACAAAACUGGCCUUUCAUACUCCUCUUUCAUCAAAGGACAUGCGCGGUGAUGUUUCAGUCAGCCUUGAAGACAUCUGUAGAUCUCGAAGUCCCUCACCCCCACCAUUAUCACCUGUACAGCCUGAAGGAUUUGAAAAAUUGAAAGAUGUCAUCUCAGAGCUUUCAGCCUUAGAAAAUAACAGACUUGAAACAAACAUUAACCAGCCUCCAUUUCUCACACCAGCAGAAAUAAGUAGUGACAAAGGUUAUCAUGAAGAUAAACUACAUAAAACUGAAGUAUCCAGUAACUCUGAUUCUUUGCUCUCGGAAGGCAGCAAUAAUUAUACUACAAAUCAUGAAAAAGGUGAAACUACUGUAAUUUUUAAAGAUUUAAUGGACCGUAUUAAUGAAAAACUAAAAUCAAUAGAAACUACAGAUAUGACAAAUCUUAUCAAGUUACCUAGCAGUGAUUGUAAUACAGAUAAUGAUUUAAAAUUGAGAGAUUUAAUAACCUCCCUCUUGCAUAAUGCAAAGGCCAGUGAUUACAGUUUUAUGGAAUUACUGAGUCAACACGAUAAAAAGGUAGAAAAUAAAAUUAUUCAGACAAGAUUUCGAAAGCGUCAAGAAACAUUAUUUGCAAUGCAUAACUCUCCUGAUUCACCCAUGUAUAGAAGGCAGUCUUUGCAGAUAAAAAGAGAACUUGCUAGUCUUGAUGAAAAUUUUAUAAGAAAGAAAUGCAGUGAAAAAUUUUCAAGGAAACUGAUAUGCAAUGAUGUGAUAUUUUCAACAAACAAAGAAGAAUUCUGUCAUUACCAAGGGCCUUCUUUACAAAAUUCUGAAAACCUUCAAGACAGCCAUCGUGCAGAAAUGGCAUUUUCACCAGAUUAUGCAUUACAGUCAUUGCAACUACCUCUUCAUAAUUUAGAAACUAACUUGGCUUUUGACACAUUUUCAGAAAGCUUAAAAAAAAUUACACCUGAGAAAAUAAACAUAAAAAAUACACAGGAGAAAUCUGCAGCUGGAAAGUUUUUGCAAAAUCAUAAGGAGAACUCAAAAUUAGAGAAUACUCAAACUCCUUUGAAAGGUGAUGUCCCUGGAUUUUUGAGCAGAACCAAACGAAAUAUUGUGCCUCCAGGAUGGUAUUCUAUAUAUGUAACAAAUAAUUAUGUUCUCAAAAAAUCCCCUAAGUCCAAAAAAGUUUCUGAAUCUACAAAAAAAAAAGAUCAAGUGAAAAGUAUUCAAAUUGAAAGCUCACACAAUAUAGAUCUAAACAAAAUUGCGAUGAAUUCUAAUUUACAAGUUGUCGUGGAGCGUUUAGAAGAUACAAUAAAUAUGGCCAAGAAGUCUUGGAAUAAUCAGUCGUUAUCAGAAGGAUAUAAAGCAUCCAAGAAAUUGAAAGAAAUUGAUGGUAAAGAUCAAAAUGCCAGUAGAAAUAUGACUCUUACUAUAAGUAGAAUGACGUGCAAAGAGCAGAGUUUAUCAAAAUCUGUGGUAGCAUCCAGCAAUAUGAAAAGCAAUCAUAUGCCUCCAAUAGAUUUGAAUAAAAGAAGACUUGAUAAUCUGAAAAAGUCAUCUAUUUUAGAUACGGGUAGCUUGAUUUCCACUGUUGAGAAUGUACCAACGAAGUGUAAAGCCAUCGAAAGCUCUUCUUUUUCUACCUAUUCUAGUCCCAUCAAACUCAUGUUUUUAUCUGAGGUUAAAAGCAGUGAAGGAGUCAAAUAUACUUUAACUUCAGUCGGUAAUUCUAAAUCACAUAUUGAUCAUCCUUCUUCUGAAAAAUGCUCAAACCAUCACGUAACUGAAAAAAAAGCAGAAACAAAUAAGGAUAUUCCGAAUACUAACUUUGAAAAUUUUAGUUCCAAUCUUAAUGAUAGUGACACUCUUCAAGGAGAACUAAACAAAUUUAACAGUGGAAAAGAAUCUGCAGAAUCUUCUGCAAUGUUUAUUGAUGAUACAAAUAGUGAUAAGCCCCAAGAAGAACCUAAGGAAAAUUCAAGCAGUGCAAUUGAUUCAUCUUUUAAAAGAAAACCAGGUAGACCUAAAAAAAUAGGUCCCCAGGUUGUAAAACAGAUUAAGCGACCAAUAGGAAGACCACCAAAACCGAAAAUUGAUCAAACGGACAUCACCAUUUGCCAAAAUGAGUCCUUUAGUGCUGGAAAGAAAAGCCCAGAAUCUCUCCUAUCAGAAGUAAAAGAAGGCAUUUAUAAAAAGAGUAUUACGGUAACUGUUAUUUAUGGAAGGUCAAGAAGAACUAAAAGGCAUGUUUCUGAAGGAAGUAUAAACAUAAGCAAUGUUACGUCUUUAAACAAUAAGGUUGCAGAUUUUCCAACUGACUAUAAUAAUCUCAGAAAUAUUAGGGAAUAUGAACUUGACUCAGGUGAAAGAGUAAGUGCUGUGUCAAGUUUGACUACUGAAAGCGAGAUCUUAGGGUGUGGCUUUGAAUAUGUGAGACCUAUCAAGAACAAGUCUGUGAUACCUCAGCCUUCCAAGAACAUUAUUCGACCAAACCAGAAGCCUUUGGCAAUAAUUAGGAAGCCGGGUAGACCUGCAAAAGUGAAAAUCUCUGGUAUAUCUGUAACUAUUAAUAGAAUUUCACCUCAGGAGAGAGAAGUGAGUAUCAGCAGCUGCUUACCUCCUUUACAACAAGAAAAUAUGUUGGAAAAAAGUCUGCCUGAAGAAAAGUGUGUUCACCAAUGCAAUAAGAUGGAUACAAGGCACAGCGAAGCGGACAUAUUUAAGAAUGGUUCAAAAAGUAUGGUUGCUGCUAUACCUUUGAGACAUUCUGUUAGGGAUAGAAAACCAUCCCUGCAUUUCUUACAUUCAUUAGCAUCUUCUAGUUCACUUAUUUAUAGAAAUACUCUGCUCCAUAAAUCAUACAAACUCCAUUUGCAGAAGGGGAAAAGUCAGAAGGAAAAACAUAGGCAGUCAAGGAUAAAAAUAGCUCCCAAAGGUACACCGGGAGCUAGAAAUUCAAGGAAUGCGAAAAAAUGUUUGGAAAAUAACAAAUUAAGACCCAUUUCUGAAAUAUCCUUGGACCCCAUAAUUUCCUCAAACCCUUUGCUCAGAUGGUGGGCUGCUUCUGCUUCAAGCGAUUCCUUGCUAGAAGAAUUAAACAAUAGAUUCGAGCAAAUAACAAAUGCUUGGGUGCAAGUGAGUGGAGAUGAAGCUGAAAAUUGUGUUCAUAAAAACAGGGAACACACGGAAAGUAAUGAUUGCAAAAUAGCGAGCCCUUUGAAAACCUGUCUUUUAGAACUUGAAGUCUCACCUGUAAAAAUGCUUUUUCAGAAAAAAUAUGAUUUGAAUGAUCUGUGUACCUGGUUUAUGCAAACGACAGAAACACAGUCUCUUUCUCUAGUUAGAAAAGCAAAUGCUCGAAACCCUUUAGAAGUAAUAAAUACCAGAGGAGUUAAACUAGGGACCAAAUAUUCCGAUUUUAAUACCAGCCCCUUCAAAAAGCACUUUAAAAAAUUUGCACUAUCUUCUCCUUCAAAAUCAGGGAAGUUGCAUAUACUACAUAAAAUGGUUAGCUCUCCACUCUUAAAUGUGAAAAGUAAUUUAACACUAGGUAGAUUCAAAAGGACUGAGUUUAAGAGGUUGCAACACGAAAGGUGGAGAAGAGAGGGAAAGCUGCACACCCAUGGAACAGUUGAUUGGAUCUCUAAAAGGAGGAACUUGAGAUUUUUCUGCCAGAACCAAUUUUUAAACAAGACUGAGGGGGGCCCAAACGCUGACAUCCCACUCCAAGGGAAAAACACAGUAGAUAACCAGUUUAUUUUGCCACCUGAGAUCAGGGAUGGCUUUUUGCAACAGAGAGUGGCAAAGUCUGACUUUAAAACCCAUGCUAGUUUAGAGAGUAAAUUUAAGUCAGAAGCAAAAGAAAAUGGAACAAAUUGCAGCCAAAAAGAUUUUGAAAAGGGACCAAGACUAGGAAAUGUAUGCCCAAAUAAUUGGAGAUCAAAAACCUUAAAAGAUUGUAGAAUAUUUUUGAGAAAGAUCAACUAUCUUGAACACAAAAAUACUUUUAAGCUAAAUACAGUUAUUUAUUCUCCUGAAUCUGUUGCCAGUGGAAGUAAUCAUCAGACUCAUAUGGAAGAAUCAAAACGCUUUACCUUACGAUCCCAUUCUGCUAGGCAAAAUUCUUUUAAAAAACAGUCUAAAGAAAUAGAAAAUGCUAAGGUAAAUAGUCCUGCAGCUGAUAAAUUUCCUGGCCAACUUGACAAUAGUAAAUUAAAUAAAUGCGUUAAUUAUGACAAGACUCCUUCCGAUAGUUCUGAAGUUCUUAGCAAAUUGAACAAAAGAAAAAGACCACCAUGGAAGACCACAGAAAUGUCAACAAAAAGACAUAAACGACAGUCUUGCAACAGUGGACAAAUGGCAAACUAUUAUUCAAAAUCCCAACUAGCGUGCUACAAAUGAAAACGGACGAGAAACUGAAUUCGUCUGAUGGGAAUGCAGCAAGCUGUCCCCUGAGCCCCAUUAAGAUGUGCCUUAAUCGUCCCGCCGGAUGGAAUCUGAGUUUGACAGCAGCGUCUCUGGCAAGCUGCACGGUUCAUAACCAAAAUCUCCAAAGUGAAGAGAAAUAGAUUGCAGUUCUCCUUGCACUAUCCUUCUUUUGUACGUCGACAUUCUUUUUUCUGAACAAUAAGCAUUUAUCAACUGACCUUGAAAUUUCUAGUCCUGUGAUUUGUCUUUAUAUAAAAUCAUUAGCAUUAAUCACUUUGAUUCUUUGUAUGUUUUUUACAUGUUUUACAUCAGACCAUUGUGGAAUUUUUGCAGUACAGAUGGAUUUUGAUGUUUCUCCUUCUAAUGGUAUUUUAUCGAUUUUUUUAUGCCCUAAGUUUAAAUAUAUAACUGUCCCGUUUUAUUUCUGUGCUCAAAGUUUUAAUAUAUAAUGGAUUAUGUGACUUAGAAGGCUAGUGUUGUAAAGGUUUGUGAUGAUGACCUGACCCAUGAACAGCUGUGCAACAGGUGGAUACCAACUACCUCGAAGUAAAUUGGCGAAAGGCAAAGGUAUCUCUUAGAAGUCUAUCUUUUUCGAAGUUAUAUAUGUAUAGAGAAAUUGAUCAUAGCUUAUCAUCACGUAGCAUGUUUGCAUCCAUCGGAGAAUUUGAGCUGACCAGUUUUCUUUCUCUGUGAUUUUACCCCUCUGGACCCCGCGGGCUGUAGGAACAGCGGCACCACUGCAUGUUGACCGUUCAGCAAAUACGUGCCUCUCACAGACAAGAGUGCUGUUGGGUUUCUGUAAGUUACCAGUUUGGAAUGAAACAUGGUAAAUGGAUUUACAUCUAUUGAUUUUAUUGUAUUUUAGCCAUUUAUUUUAAAGUGUAAAGGGAUGAUUUUUUUUUUCACCAGGUUAUUCCUUACUUUUAACUCGAAUAGUGCAAAAGCACAGCUUCAGCAAUGGCUUAUGUGAUUGUGUCUAAAACUUGAAUAGUAAGAAUACUAAAGGUUUGGUGCUUAAUUUAUUUUUUCCCAGCCAGACAAAGAAAGCUUUGAUAAGGUGUCCGUGUAAAUAUACAAGGACAUGGCUCCUUCCCUUGGGAUAGCCUGGCUACGAGGUAAAUGGUGUUUAGUUCGUGGACACUGUAAGUCCUCAUUUCUCUUCCCCCACCCCCAAAUAUUUCUAAAGCAGGAAUUUAACAAAAGACUUACGUCAAGAAUCAGAAGCACAGGAAAAGACAGAGAGCCAACAGAAUGAAAAUCAUCUAUUUUUCAUUGUUUUGUAUCACCACCGUAUCUGCCUUGUCCUUUUUCUUAAGCAUUCUUACUUUGUUACUUCCAGACUCCUUUUGUAUUUCCGAGUUUUAUAAAGCACAUGUGUAUGUAUGUAAUAUAACAGUUUGGUUCUAAAAAGCACAACAAUCUUAACUUUAGUCCCAACUUAGAACAUCACUUUAAGUAAUUGGCCUCUGGUAAAUAAAGCACAAUUAUUAAAACAGAUCCAAUGUUAGGGCAUUUCUGUGCUGAGUAGUAAAGAGAAAAGGUAACUAUCAGAUGGAUGAGGAAAGGUGUUUCGGUGGGUGUUGCAGAAGGAAAGGGGACUGAUGUCAUACACUGCAUGUCUUAAGUCGGGCAAGCGCCAGUUCCAGAAGGUAGACGAAACCGACACUGAAGAAACAGUACCCGUAAAUUAGUAUAUUGAGGACUUCCUGUCAUAUCAUUUUCCCACUAGUACUUUUUUCAUCCACAAUACUCUGUCAUGCCAAACUCAGAAAACAAGUCCAUGACUAGCACGUACAUAAGAGCAUCUCCCCGGGCCAGGAAACACCAUGGCACCAAGCAAACUAGGGCUCUCGUGUGCAGGUGUUUUAGGAAGAGAGACUGUCCAUUCAGGUAGCAGUAUCCAUGUUUUUAGUGUCA